Molecule: messenger RNA, 11455 nt
Organism: Acinonyx jubatus (cheetah)
Lineage: Eukaryota; Metazoa; Chordata; Mammalia; Carnivora; Felidae
Gene: IMPG2
Product: interphotoreceptor matrix proteoglycan 2
Exons: 19
Coding region: 2374-6108 (1244 amino acids)
Biological process (GO): visual perception
Molecular function (GO): heparin binding; hyaluronic acid binding
Source: RefSeq, a predicted model, not a curated record
AUUGUUCAGGAGACAUUUUUGGAGCAUGUACUAUUAGCAGGCAGUUUGCUAGGUACAAAACAAUUAUUCCUGAGUCAUUUAUAGCUAAUGGGAGAAAUGGACAUAUGCAUAGUUUUAAUAUUACUGGUAAAAACGAUCAUAGAGUUUCUUGGGGGCUCAGGAGGGAAUUCAGCCUUGCUGCAUGUGUGUGUGUGUGUGUGUGUGUGUGUGUGUGUGUGAGAGAGAGAGAGAGAGAGAGAGAGAGAGAGAGAGGUGGCGGGGGAGAGAGAGAGAGAGAGAUGUGGUAGAGAGGUAGUAAGAGGGUUGUCACUGGACAGGGAAAGUCUUCCUAGAGAAGAUAAUAUUAAUUUUAAUUUGCAACUCUUGGGAUAAACAAAAGUGGUAGCUUUUUUUUUUUUUUUUUUGUCAUAUCUAAUCACUUAACUAGGAUUUAGGAAAAGUUUAAUGCCUCUUAUAAUCAGUUUGUUUUCUUUUUAUGUUACGGGGGAAAUAGGGUUCUUGUCAUACAGAGCCAUUUCUAACCUGGUUCUAAUCUAUGUGCUGUCCUCAUCUUUCCACUGUCACCUGCUUUUUAAUUCUAUAAAAUUACUCAUUUAUGCUGUAAUUGCUUUUGGCUUAAUACCAAGCUUAAGCCUUUUACUUAUAGCAAAUUAUCUUGGGUUUUCUUUCUUUCAGUAAUGUUUAUUUGGAAAUGUGCUGAACUAAAAUAAAUAUGAAAUGUCAUCUGUAUUCAGUAUUUUUUUUUUUUAAUUGUGAAAACGACCUGUAAUUGUCGAACUAUGUCUGGACUGGGAGAACUGUGAGUGGACUUGUAUACUCCGAAGGCUUGCUUGACUGGAAGUAUAUAAAACCUUAUGGGAAAUCAUAGGCUUUUCCUUCCUUCUGUAGAGUCUCUUGUAACUGAACUUGAUCUUGUGGAAAUUUGGGAACAUUGUCCAGGAGCUGCUAAAAGACAAACUUCUGUGGGUAUGUGGCUUCCCUGUCUACACCAACCUACCUGGUCUCUUCUCUUAAAACUGAGUACAUCCCUUUGAGGGCUGAAGAAAUCGGGGUUGACUAUUUUAGAAUUCUCAAGAGAAAUGUGCUUUAAAUCUUUACAAAACUUUUCUUUUUUCAGGGGCUCCUGGUGGCUCAGUCGGUUAAGUGUCCAACUUUGGCUUAGAUCAUGAUCUCACGGUUCGUGAGUUGGAGCCCCACAUUGGGCUCCCUGCUGUCAACACAGAGCCUGCUUCAUAUCCUCUUCUCCUCCCCCACUAAUGUGCACACACACGCGUGCACACGCACACACACACACACACACACACUCUCUCUCUCUCUCUCUCUCUCUCAAAAAUAAAUAAAAACAAAACUUUUUUUUCUUUUUUUAGAGAACUUCUCCAAAGACACAGGACAUAAGAUGUAAAUCCAGUGCUAUUUGAUAGUAAAUCCUAGCUUCCACAGGGACUUUGACUAGUUUAAUUGCUUUUUACUAGGUUUGUUUGAUAAAAACAACUGCUCUAAUACAAAGAAUUUUAUCUAGUCCCAUUGUGGUAAAAGUUAUCCUUUGUUGGUUGCGAGUUCCUCACGUACAUAAACAUUCUGGGCCUCAUGUUUAAUAGCUAAUUAAGCAACACAGUUAUCACAUGGCUGUCAUUAAUAUUGUAUGAUUAGUAUGUGCCAGGCAGUAUUCUAAUAGUGCAUUUUCUGUGUAUUAACGAAUUUAAUCCUCACAGCAGUUCUAUCAUGAGUUAGCUUUAUCUUCCUAUCCCAUUUUCUAUAAAAGGAAGAAGUUAUUAAGUGGUUAUAACCAAAGAUUUUCAAAUUUCUAACGAAGGAGAGAGAUUUGAAAGACAGUAACUAUGACAAAACUAGAGCUAGUUUUGUGUGUAGCUCUGUAUUUCUGAAGUAGAUAGGUAUAGUGAGUCUGGGCUUACAAAUUAUAUGUUUACAAAUAACAGGCCCUAGAAAAACCCAAAGUACAUGUGAAUCUAUCAGGUUCAACUAGUAGAUUCAGAAAAAUUGUAAAGCUCAGUGAAUUAUAUGUGAAACAUUAUUUUUAAGUGGACUGUCUGGUAAUGGCAAAGAACGUGUUUGUAAAGAGCUUAGCUGACUGGAUUAGAAUAAAGAAAUUGUCUCUCUCCAUCUGUUCUAAUUAGCUUAUCUCUUCUGCUUUCAUAGCCUGCUGCUUCUUUCAGAAAAGAAGUGAGAGGUAUUUUGAAAGGACACCAUUUUUAUUUAAGCUAAUUUAUAAUGGUUUUGGAAUGGUUGUCAGUUUUCAAAGAUAAACUUUGAAAUGUUAGACCUUUUCUAUAAUAAUUCGUUACUGGAAGUUUCAAGGCUUUUUUGGGUGCUCAAGGAUUUUGGCCUCUCCUUAUUCCUUUGAUUUUGGCCCAAAUGAUUAUGUUUCCUCAUUUUGGGAAGAUUUCUCUGGGUAUUUUGAUAUUUGUCGUGAUAGAAGGAAACCUUCCAUCAUUAACAGCACAAACCUACAUAUCUUUAGAAGAUAUCCAAGAACCCAAGAGUGCAGUUUCUUUUCAUCUGACUGACAAGGAAUCCGGGGAGCCUUCUCAUUCUACUGAAAAGAAACUACCUUUGGACCACAGAGAAGCUGAGAAACAGUGGUUGCUCAGAAGAAGGCGAUCUAUCCUGUUUCCUAAUGGUGUAAAAACCUGCCCAGAUGAAAGCAUUACAGAGGCUGUGGCAAAGCAUGUAAAGUACUUUAAAGUACGAGUGUGUCAGGAAGCUGUCUGGGAAGCCUUCCGGACAUUUUGGGAUCGACUUCCUGGACGUGAGGAAUAUCGUUACUGGAUGAACUUGUGUGAGGAUGGAAACACAACUAUAUUUGAAAUGGGCACAAAUUUUAGUCAGUCUGUGGAACAUAGAAAUUUAAUUAUGAAGAAAAUGACAUAUACAAAGGAAACUGUAAGCAGCCCUGAAUUGUCAUCUCCAGUUCCUGUUGGUGAUGCCCCAACAUCAGGAGGUGCUGUUGUCAGUGUUCCAUAUCCAGGGGUGACCAUCUCUGAAGGUAUCUCAGAAAGCAGCAAGGAGAGGCCUGGGGAGAGUAUUAGUAAUGAAAUUGAGAAUGUCAUGGAAGAAACCACAAAACCAGCAACUGAGCAGAUUGCAGAGUUUAGUAUCCACCUUUUGGGAGAGCAAUAUAGGGAAGAACUACAGGAUCCCUCCAACUUUCAGCACCAGCACCUUGUAGAAGAGUUUAUUUCAGAGGUUGAAAAUGCAUUUACUGGGUUACCAGGCUAUAAGGACAUCCGUGUACUUGACUUUAGGUCCCCCAAGGAAAAUGGCAGUGGUUUAGAUGUUCACUAUGCAGUGACCUUCAAUGGUGAGGCCAUCGGCAAUACCACCUGGGACCUAAUUAGCCUUCAUUCCAACAAGGUGGAAAACCAUGGUCUUGUGGGCCUGGAUGAUAAGCCCACUGCUGUUUAUGCAAUUAGUAACUUCAGAGAUUAUAUUGCUGAGACACUGCACCAGAAUUUUUUGUUGGGGAAUUCCUCUUUGAAUCCAGAUCCUGACUCCCUCCGGCUUAUCAAUGUGAGAGGGGUUUUACUUCCUGAAACUGAAGACCUAGUUUGGAACACCCAAAGUUCAAGUCUUCAGGCAACCCUACCAUCCAUUUUGGAUAAUACCCUUCAAGCUGAAUGGCCCUCAGCAGAUGAAUCCACCACCAGCAGUAUUUCACCACUUGAUUUCAGCUCUGGUCCUCCCUCAACCAAUGGCAGGGAACUCUGGUCAGAAAGCCCUUUGGGUGAUUUAGUGUCUACACCCGAAUUAGCCUUUCCCGCGAAGGUGGGCCUCAGUUCUUCCCCAGAGGUUUUAGAGGUUAGCAGCUUGACUCUUCAUUCUGUCACCCCAGCAGUGCUUCAGACUGGCUUGCCUGUGGUUUCUAAGGAAGGAACUUCUGGAUCUCACAUAUUAGAAGAUGGAUUAAUCAAAGUUGAAGGGCCAGAAGAUAUUCUUUCUGUUCAUUCAUUGCCUUCAAGUCCAUUCACUCAUCCAGUGCCAAAGGAAACGAUAUCAUCUGUGGAAGACUCUGAAGUGUCUUUGACAUCCUUACCAUAUCUGGCCUCCUCUGUCACUUUGGAUCUUGCUAAAGAAACAAUGAUACCUUUUGGCUUGGACUCUUUGGCCUCCAAAGUCAAAGGCCAAUUAGAAGUGAGCACUUUGAUGCCAGACACAUCCAUAGAAAAAGAGUUUAUAUUUGAGAGUGGUUUAGGUUCAGGAUCUGGGCAAAAGGUGGAUCUGAUUACUUGGCCAUGGAGUGAGACUUCAUUAGAGAAGAGUUCUGAACCACUGUCCAAGUCAUGGCUUGAAGAUCAGGAAUCACUUAUGCCAACUGAAGGUAUAUAUGAGAAAUUAGGUAUAGAUGACAAAGAUUCCACAGGGCAAAGUACUGAGCAUUUAAAAUAUGGAUAUUAUGAUAGAUCCACACACUUUGCAGAGGAAGAGCUCAUUGGUGGACCUACUGUGCCCAUCUUUGCAGAGACCACAACUGAAUCUGCAUCUCUAAUUCUCUCCAAGCAAAUAUCAGAGGCACCUGACAUUGAUGAUUACUCAGUUACCAAAGCACCUCUUCUAUUGACAGCAAUCUCUGCUUCUACUGGUAAACCAGAGCUACCAUUUCUAAAGAAGGAUAUGGAACAAACUAUAGAGUCAUCCGAGCGUAAAUGGUUUGACAGCAAGUUUUCAAUAAUGAAGCCAGAUAUGCAACCUUUGGGGACCAUAUUGCCAGAAUCAGAUGUAGUUUGGGCAAGAACUUCUUCCCUGGGGAAAUUGUCCAGAGACAUAUUGGCAACUACACUGCAGAGUACUGACAAGCUCUGGCUUAAAUCUUCCAUGACACAGUCUACCAAAUUGUCUCCAACCACAAGCUCCACCCUGCUAGAGGAUGAAGUAAUUAUGGGUGUACAGGAUAUUUCAUUAGAACUGGACCGGAUAGGCACAGAUUACUAUCAGCCUGAGGUAAUCCCUGAGGAAAAUGGCAAGGUUGGUAGUUAUGUGGAAAUGUCUACAAAUGUUCAGUCCACAGAGAGGGCUAUUGUGGUGCAACCCACAGAAGGAGGUAACUUGAGUCAUACCCAGACUGCAGGAGCUUUGGUGGUUUUCUUCAGCCUCCGAGUGACAAACAUGAUGUUUUCGGAAGACCUAUUUAAUAAAAACUCUUUGGAGUAUAGAGCACUGGAGCAAAGAUUUUUGGAACUGCUGGUUCCCUACCUCCAGUCAAAUCUCACAGGGUUCCAGAAUUUAGAAAUCCUGAACUUUAGAAAUGGCAGUAUUGUGGUGAACAGCCGAAUGAAGUUUGCCAAGUCUGUCCCUCCUAAUGUCAACAAUGCUGUAUACAUGAUUCUGGAAGACUUCUGUACCACGGCCUACCAGACCAUGAACUUGGCUAUUGAUAAAUACUCCCUCGACGUGGAAUCAGGUGAUCAAGCCAACCCUUGCAAGUUUCAGGCAUGCAAUGAAUUUUCUGAGUGUUUAGUCAACCCCUGGAGUGGAGAAGCAGAGUGCAGAUGCCACCCUGGGUACCUGAGUGUGGAAGAACUGCCCUGUCAGAGUCUCUGUGACCUACAGCCUGACUUCUGCUUGAAUGAUGGAAAGUGUGACAUUAUGCCUGGACAUGGGGCCAUUUGUAGAUGCCGGGUGGGUGAGAACUGGUGGUACCGAGGUGAGCACUGUGAGGAGUUUGUGUCUGAGCCCCUGGUAAUAGGCAUCACCAUUGCCUCUGUGGUUGGACUUGUCCUCGUUUCGUCUGCUGUUGUCUUCUUCCUCGUCAGGACUCUUCAGACUCGUCAUGUUAGGAGAGAGAGAGAGAGGCUCAGCAGCAGGCAGCCUGACAGCCUCUCAUCAAUUGAAAAUGCUGUGAAGUACCCUGCAUAUGAAAGCCAUGUGGCUGGACCCGAGCAGUAUGAGGGGCCCUAUCCUCACAACCCCUUCUACAGCUCUGCAAGUGGAGAGAUGAUUGGUGGCCUGAGCAGGGAAGAAAUCAGGCAAAUGUAUGAGAACAGUGAGCUUUCCAAAGAGGAAAUUCAAGAAAGAAUGAGAAUUUUGGAACUGUAUGCCAAUGAUCCUGAGUUUGUAGCUUUCGUGAGAGAACAUCAAAUGGAAGAGCUUUAAUCAAAACUUUUAUUAUGAAACUGAUCAGAAGCCUAGAGAAGAUGGAGAUCACUUGUUACCCAUGUCAUAUAAUUAACCUGGAUUUUGACCUCUGUUGGAAGAAGAGUGAAAAAAUUAAAAAUUAAAAAAUUAAAUUUGGGGACAAAAUUUUUUCUAGCUUAAAAUUUCAGAAUGUAGUAAGAGAUGUGACCAUUUUUAUACCUACAAAGACCAAAAGCUGUAUUUAAAGAAACUGUAUGAGUUCUGGGAAGUAUUCUACAAGAAAAACUUGGGCCUAGGAGUUGGGACUGAAUUCAUUAUCUGUUCUGAAUCUUGAAAGUGUGUCUUAACUGUGGCUCAGGUUUUCCUGGAAGAAGAUAACAGGAGACCAUUACAGGAGAAGGCAGGCUUAGUAACAAUAUUUUGUAGCAUGUUUGUUAUUGUUAGGUGGAAGGAGAAGCCUUUGAAGUAGUUUUAAUAUAGUUUAUAGUCAGACAUUCAUCUACAUAAAAAAUAUUAAGUUUUUUUUUGGCAAUUACACUAUUGAAGAAAAAGUAACCUUUUUGCUAUAGUAUAGAGUUAGGCUUGUACUUCAGUUUCCACCAGAAUUUUGAAUUUCCUGAGCAUAUGAAUCAAGACCACAUUAUUGUUAAGUAUGUCAAUAUCCUAUUUUUUUUAGUUGUCAAGGGCAUUACAUAUGUAUAAUUUUUAAAAAAUGUUUAUUUAUUUAUUUUGAGAAAGAGCAUGAGCUGGGGAGAGGCAGAAGGGGGUGGGGGGAGAGAAUCCCAAGCAGGCUCCACACUGUCAGUGCAGAGCCCAGUGCAGGGCUCAAUCUCAUGAACAGUGAGUUCAUGACCCGAGCCGAAAUCAAGUCAGAUGCUUAACCGACUGAGCCACCCAAGCGCCCCUCAUAUGUAUAAUGUUUAAAGGGUUCCCAUUAGACUACAGAUUAAUUUAAUUCUGUGGACAGAGAGGGAGUGAAUGGGCAUUGGGUCAAGGCCACAGCACUGAGAAUGUAUUUGGCCGAUCGAUGGGUGGGCUGAGUCAAACUAAUGGGCACCCUGACUCUUCUUUGGCUAUCUCAUGUUGUCCUAGGCAAGUUCUGGAUCUUCUCUAGUUCCUGGUGUAUUAAUUUGGAAAGCAGCACUUAACUACCUCACAUAGUAUAGGUUAGUAUAGGUGAGCUUCUUUGCAUUGCUUUUCCUUUGUAGUAAUAACUCGUGUCUAAAUUAAUUCCUGCUUACAUGAAAUGUGACAGGACUUUUAUUGCAGUUAAAAUUGUUUUUAAGUAUAUAGGUAGGAAAUGUCCACAUCUUAUAUAAAUUUUAACUGAAAAUGGAAGUUUUCCUCUUUCUCUCUAGUAUGUUUUUGAAUGGGUAGCUUUGGAGGGGGCAAGGAGAGGGCCAAAUAAUCUUCACUAUUAAUAUUAAAUUGCAUAUACAAAGAGCUUAUUAUUGAUAAAGCUAUUUCAUGUUAGAUGUCUUCAUAUUUGCCAAAAACAAACUUGACAUUUCGAUUUCUUUCUGACCAGAUCUAACUAACCAGGAUAGAUUGACUAUACAAUAAGAUACUUGGUUCACUUAUUUUUUUUCUUAACUUUAUGAUUGCCAAUUGCACUCAUUAUGGGGCCACCCAAAACUAAAGCUCUGAGUGCAUGCCCCAGUAAAGCCAUUGAAAGCCUAGAAGAUAUCCAGGUAAUUUACAAAGUAUGUAUGGUAUGUGUCUGUAUGAAGGUGGUUCCCUUAUCUCAGCAUUGUUUUUCAUUCCCUACUCACUUAAUGGAUUUUCUACAAGUUCAGUAUAGGUCCAAGUCACUGCUGGGACAUUUCGUACUGGGCUCAUUUGAAAGGUAGUUGAUAAUGGUCUUUAAAGCAUUAUAAAUGGUAAUAACAUUUGCCAUCACUAAAUGCUUAAUUUUAUUUUUAAAAGGUUUCUGUUUAACUGUUUACGUUUUAAACUUGUUUUCCUAAACUUAUAUAUGUUAAAUGAAAAGAAGAUUUGUUUUUAUCCCACAUUAACCCUAGAAUGUAAUCAUUUGAAUGUCUGCUUGCUGUCAGAGUCUACAUGGGCUUAAAAGGAGUCUGGGGAGAGGUCACCAUGUGGAUCAGUUAGGAGAAGCACAAAUUAAAAAAGCUAAAGAAGGAUUGUUGUUUUUCGGAAGCCAAGCAGUGACGUGGGAAUUUGAGAAUUCUGACACAUCUCUGUCUCUGAUUCCCUUUUAUAUGACCUUUUCAGUCAAGAGCAAAUCAUUUAACUCUACAUGAAUGUCUGUUUCAAACCUAUUAAAUGGAAGAAUAAGGGAACUCCCACAGUCUCAGGGAGAAACUUGGAGGCCUCAGUGCAGGAAUGAGACUUAUGCCCUACUUUUGCUAUAGCUGAACUGUAGUAGGAAAGACUGCAGAAUGCAGUUUCCACGGCGAACAUCCAUAGUGCCAGGGAGGCUCUCUCACUCUCAAAGGGCAAAGUACACCAAAAGAGCUUCUUUUUAGAAGAGUGUUCCCUAAAACAAUUUAAUGGCAUAUAGUCAUUUAAGAGGAUGAGGGCUAAACUCUUCUUUAGGUUGUGUGAUUGAGGAAUGAAAUUUUCUGAUUAUUAGAACACUCCCAAUAACCUAGCAAUAUAUUUAAUAAAAAUGCCAUCUUAUUUGAUGGCAAUAAAAUGCAGUUAGUGCUAAAAGUGCAUGGUAAAUAACUCAAACUUUUUUUUUUGAUUCAUAAAGUGCUUUGGAGUCUUAUACAUAUAGCUGUGAGUGUACCUACAUAAUUUCUCUUUUCAUGGGUCUGGAUGAAGGGGAAUUUAUUUGGUAAAUAAGACUUCAUUUCUACCAUGGCAGUAUUUUAAGGGUGUUUGUUCACAUUUAUGUGCCCUACAGUCUCAUUUACUUUACAUAAUAAAGCAAGUGCAGGUUUUACCUGAUUUUAUUCCCACUUUGUUUUUUCUUCUCCAGCAUCUAGUUAUUACGAGUUGGCUGCUCCCCUCCUCCUUCCCCUUUGGUGCCCACAUAGUGAAUUAUAAUGACUUGACCUAAUAUUACUUCUGACAAAAAGAUGGAAACUGAGCAAAUAUUCUCUGUAGGCUUUAAAAAUAUGUUGGCUCAAAUAAUACCUGAUUUAGUUAUUCAUUUGUGUGCUUGUUUUAUGUUUGCCUUCUGCUUCAUGAUUUUUAGGCAGCUAGGAUCUUUGUAUCAUUUACAUGUUUUCAGUAAUGGAUACUCUGAUAUCUGUCAAUCUGUGGAUUGAAUUUUUAUUCUGAAAUGGGAAGAAAAGGCAACAUAUUUAUUCCAUAAGGAAAUAGCUGAUUUAGGAGAAUAACUUAUUUUUAUGACAUUGAGAUGUUUUAACCAAGAGAAAUAUGGGUCAAUUUUUUUCCCCUAAAAUAUUUAUAACAAUUCCUUGUAGGAAUGGGUGGGACCAGUCUUCCUCAUCUCCCAUCCAGCUGUGAUGAGUAAUGGAGCCUAGCUCAUUCUAUUCCCUAGUGUGUAAUAAAUGCAGAAAAACAGUGUGAAGGGUACAGUCCUUAAAUCAAUUGCAUUGUGUUCCACAAAAGAUCCUGGCUGGAAGUGGCAAGGUGGGAGAGUACCAGAAAGUAAUUGGUGAUGUAAAGAAUCUGCCUGGAAAUGUUUUUGACUAAUGGCAUUUUAUAAAACCUUCUACCACUAUGAGUUAAUAAGACACAGGUUAAACCACUCUCUUCAGGAUAGUAAAACGCAGAUUAAAACACUCUUCUCCACUAUGCAAUUUAUAGCUAUAGCCUAGAUUAAAUGGUCCCUCAUUCUGGCUUUUCUUUUUCUCACAUGUAAUUAUUUUUUUAGAGAUUACGGAUAUUAGUAGGAAAAAGUAAACAUCAUAUUAGAGAACAGAUGCAUAAUUAUUUAUGUGUCAGGAUUAUGUCAUGAUUCUGAAGCAAUCGUGUAUGCCAUAAUAUAUAUUCAGUAUGGAGUAUGCAUAAUGUGAGAUUCUUCUUUUUCAUCUUGUUUAUGACAUUUUACUUAAAGUAUAGAUCAACUAAGUUCAUGUUAUUGUACUUUUUUCUUGAAAUGUGCUGGUCUUAAUAUUAACUAAUUAGAAAUAAAAGUUUAAAAAUCUUUACAUAAAAAGAUCUUUCUUUUCUCAUGUAUAUAAUUGUGCUAUUUUUAUUAUUAAUAAACUUCUCUUUUAAGAAUCUCCCCACAUAUUUUUUUUGUCAAUUAAGAGAAAGCACUGUAGAUUAUAGCAACAGUUGUGUUAUGAUUACCAGAGAUACACACAUGAGCAUGAGGUGGAAAUGAAAAUCAUCUUUUGAUUAAUCUUUGUGUAGUGAGGAUGUAGGUGAACUGAAGACAAAUUUAGAGCCCAAUUUUUGCCUUAAAUUUUGUUAAUAGUUAAUGAUGCUGAGUCAUUAUUUCGCCUCUCUUGAACUUUAUUCUUUUAAGCUCUUAGAAACUUUCAUUUUUUCCUCAUUUGCUUAAGGCAGGGAUGGAAAGAAAACUGAUGGAGUUGAUUUAAAAAAGAUUGGUGAGGAUGGUAGCUAGCACCAAAUGUCCUGUAACUAGAGAAGGAAUUGGUCACCUGUCUAAAGAGAACAGAUAAGACCUAAAUAUGGUAACAACAGUCUAAACCAAUUUUGCAUGGGAAGGGCAGGAGGAAAAUCACCUACCACCAACCUAAGCAUCAUCAUCAGAAACCUCAGUUUUCAAUUUCUUUCCUUCCUACAUUUGCAUCUUGGCUUCAUGGCAGCAAGGCAUGAGGAAAUCCUAAAUCAUUCUUAGGGGAAGAUAGUCUUAAUUUUAUUCCAAAGACAACAUUAUAAAAACACAAACAGAAAUAUGUCUAAUAAAAAUACCAGUUAACUAAUUAAUUAGUAACCUCGUUUUAGUUACUAAUUAGAAGAAAGAGUAAUAACCCUAUUAUUUUUAUUUUUUAAAUUUUUAUUGUCUUUUUAGUGUUUAUUUUUUGAGAGAGAGACAGAAUGUGAGCAGAGGAGGGGCAGAGAGAGAGGGAGACACAGAAUCUGAAGCAGACUCCAGGCUCUGAGCUGUUAGCACUGAGCCCGAUGCAGGGCUCGAACUCACGAACCUUGAGACCUAAGCCCAAGUUGGACACUUAACCAACUGAGCCACCCAGGUGCCCCAGUAGCCCUAUUUUUAAUAAGUCUGGUCAGGAUAAGCCCUAGUCACUGUUAGUGCUUGCCCUCAUAUGAUAAUCUGCUUUCUAGGUCCUGCUGAAUAUAUGUCCCAUCUGAGCUAGUUCUUGAUGGGCUGUGUUCCAUGAACUAAACUUUAAAUUAUCUUCUCAGCAAUGCACAUGCACACACACACACACACACACACACACACACACACACACACAUUUUGUGUCCUACCCCUCUUUUUAGUAUAAAUGAAUUUCUA